Bombyx mori (domestic silkworm) is the source of this 509-nucleotide messenger RNA. RefSeq names its product ribosomal protein S19 (gene RpS19a). Gene Ontology annotation, molecular function: structural constituent of ribosome; RNA binding. Gene Ontology annotation, cellular component: cytosolic small ribosomal subunit; ribosome. The record is from RefSeq and is marked provisional. Gene Ontology annotation, biological process: translation; ribosomal small subunit assembly. NCBI's taxonomy places the organism in Eukaryota, Metazoa, Arthropoda, Insecta, Lepidoptera, Bombycidae.
CCAACACAAGGCAAGAUGCGUUCCGUCACAGUAAAGGAUGUUGAACAAGACAAGAUUGUUAAAACUGUCGCUGCUCACUUAAAAAAAACGGGCAAAGUCAAGGUACCUGAGCACAUGGAUCUUGUAAAGACAGCUCGCUUCAAAGAGCUGGCUCCGUAUGACCCUGAUUGGUUCUAUGUGCGUUGUGCUGCCAUCCUUCGUCAUAUUUACAUUCGCUCACCUGUUGGAGUCAAGACUGUCACCAAGAUCUUCGGUGGGCGCAAACGUAAUGGAGUUACACCUUCACAUUUCUGCAGGUCAUCAGGCAGUAUUGCACGCAAGGCUUUGCAAUCGUUGGAGGCAUUGAAGCUUGUUGAGAAAGUUCAGGACGGUGGUCGCAUUCUCACCACACAAGGUAGACGAGACCUUGACAGAAUCGCUGCCCAGGUUCGUCUAAAGGCCAAGCAGCAGGCUAAGCAACAAGUCAUUGUACUUUAAUUUUAUGCUAAUAAAAAUAUAAAAUUUAAAAA